Molecule: messenger RNA, 3671 nt
Organism: Suillus bovinus
Lineage: Eukaryota; Fungi; Basidiomycota; Agaricomycetes; Boletales; Suillaceae
Exons: 9
Coding region: 1-3363 (1120 amino acids)
Biological process (GO): regulation of transcription by RNA polymerase II
Cellular component (GO): nucleus
Molecular function (GO): double-stranded DNA binding; protein binding; transcription coregulator activity
Source: RefSeq, a predicted model, not a curated record
AUGGACUCUCGCUCUUCAUCACCAACAACACCUGAAUCUUCCGACGGUCAUCAUCCUGUUGCCCUACACCAUGACCAUAACCUAUCAACCUGGUAUAACUCAAUUCGUCCAAGGAAGACCUUUUCCGAGAUUGGCAUUUGGGACGAGUCUAUGCGUAGUGUCAUGAACAAACCUGACAACGAGAGGAUGCUUCAGCUUGACGACCUAAUAGAUGAGCAGGCCUAUGAAGAUUCUGCUUGUUCUGCUCCAGAAACUUCCCCUGUUCUACCUCAAGUCACUCCAGAUUGUUUGAAACCGGAUGAAAUUUACCCGACAGGCGACAGCUGUGUUUCUACUGCGCAAGCUCCUUUACCUGAGUCCGAAUAUGUUGUUCCCUCCCACAUGCAGAUGCAUUGUUCACCUGUAAUCCCUCCUCCUGCUGCGCAUUCACCUAAAAGGGAUUCAUCCACCGCUUCGCAUCGAGUCGUUUUUCCUCCACGAGAAUCUUGCUACAAUCUUCCUAUCCUUACCCCUAAUAUACCUAAGCACGGUACAAAGUCUCGUGUAGAGACUCAAGUGCGCGUUGCGUUGGACUUGGCGCAUGCUAGCUCAUCGUCAGGGGAACCGUACUUGUACGAUAGGGUCGGUUCAUGGAAAUGGCUAAAACUUUCGCCAGGGACUUUCACCAAGAAGCGCACUCGUCGGGAAGGGAAGAUAGACCCUUCUCCCUUGGAUAUGUUACACCUUACCACGACUGUGACGUGCGCUACAUCACCACACAAUCGCGUGCUAAGCUGCGGAAGUUGUAGAAACCGAGAGGCAAAGCGCGUGGCUAGGAAAAUCGCGGCCCGUGUCAGACCCGCCAGGUCUGGCUCAGAUACUCCAGAGGAUGGUAAUGAACGACUGAGAGGCAACAAGGAAGACACGACUAGCAUCGUUCAGUUCAACUGCCCCGAAGUCCUUGACUUCGAAACAGGGUCGGUCGUGCUGCCCGUCCGCAUCACGUGCUACUGCAGACAUCACCGCGAAAAGGUCGGGUUUCAUAUUCAUUUCACGAUGAUGGAUCAUACUGGACGCAUCGUCGGAUCGGGAACGACUCCUCCGAUUAUGAUUACUGAUGAUCACAAGUCGACAACCAAGUCAAAUUCUGCGUUCAAUCCCCUCACUGAAACUGAAGUCAACUGGUCCCAGAUAGCAGCGAGUGGAGAAUUAUCAGACAAGCGUGCACCCUCGAAGCGCAAGGCGGCGAACGUGAAAGGCCAGCCAAAGAAGCGAGCAAAACCAUAUGAUGCUACUAGUAGAAACAGCCCGGUAAAAUUUGUGAGAGAGGCUAGCUUCACACCGUCUCAGCCUUCUACAGUGCCUAGUUCCCGGUCUCCCACACCUUCUCGCCUUGUGCCUGCGCCGUCUUGCUCGUUAUCUCAAAUUGAAAAUGGCACCGUUCCUUCUGCAGCUAUGUUUGGUUAUCAAGCUCCGUAUCAUCGCCUCUCGUUUCCCCUGUAUCGCCGCCGAUCCCACAACUUAUUUCACAACCAACAUCUUUCCUUUUCUUCAACGCUAGAUCACCUUCUCUCGUUGCCCCACCUUACUCUCCCUAAAAUCCACCGCCUUAUACCCGCUUCUGGUCCCACACAUGGCGGCAUUGAAGUUACUGUCCUUGGCGAGAAUUUCCAUCAUGUUCUUCAACUGAACUGCGUCUUUGGAGAUGUUCCCGCAAGCUCUACGCAACGUUGGAGCGACAAUACCUUGGUCUGUAUCCUACCCCCUCGAGCCUCUCCGGGUAUCGUCGCUGUUUGGUUCGAAGGCUUCGACAAGACAAACGAUCCCUCGCUCCCUUCUCUAUUCACAUACACCGACGAGUCAGACAGGGCUCUGAUGGAACUGGCCCUACAGGUCGUUGGACUCAAAAUGACAGGCAAGAUCGAGGAUGCAAAGAACGUCGCCCGCCGUAUCGUCGGAAAUGCAGGAAACGAAGAGUCUCCGACAUCCUCAGACACCAACGACAUGAUGCACGUCGUUGCAUCUUCGUCUUAUCGCGAAAUACGACCACUGCUCUUCGUCCGGUCAGACGAAGGAGAAAACUUCGAGACCACGAUCGUCAAGCUUCUUUCCAUGAUAGAUAUAUCCGUUGAUAACCAGUCCAUUAUCGCCACGAGCACCGCAGUUUCGCACUCUACGCCUGAUGGGCAGACGCUUUUGCACCUCGCUUCGUUCUUGGGUUUCGCGGAGCUUACAAAAUUCUUGAUCGCGCAUGAUAUCGACGUGGACGCGCGCGAUAGGAAUGGUUGCACUGCUCUUCAUUUUGCUGUGUUGUCUCUAUCUAAACCUUGUAUGGAGUUGCUGGUGGCGGCUGGAGCGGACUUGGAGAUUGUGAACGGACUUGGUAAAACCCCAGAGGAUAUUGCCCCUGAAGGCUUCUUUGAUGAUAUCACCUCACGGCGUUCGCCCAGUGUCGAGACAGAAAGUCAAGAUGAGGAUGAUGGUGAGAGUCAGUGGGGUGACGUGGAGAGUGACGAGGGAGAACUCAUCGUCAAACGCCGACCAAUGCGUACUUUCCGUCGGCGCACAUUAGAUACCACGGAACAAACAAGCCCUGAAUCCCACACAGAGCAAACACCGGAACUACCCAGUAAAGACACAGAUACCGAGUUACCUCCUAAUGCAACGGACGAGAAACAAACAGCGUCUUUUGUGGAUAUGAUCCAGCGAACACUUGCGCAGCUGCAGCCUCAAGGUAUCAUACCAAACAUGCCUCAGCUUCCUCUUCCGCAUCUGCCUGAGAUGCCUGCUGUCCUUUGGGGCGCUCUUCCACAGAUUCCAAUGGUGUUCCCCAUCUUCGUCCCGAUAACGGGAUGGCCGUUUCUCGGUGACAAGCGGGAGGAACAGCAAGUCGAUGGGGAAGUGAGGGAUGCUACUCAUCCAGCAGCACGGGCGGCACAGGAACUAAAAGCAACCUGGGAGAAAUGGAUGGCUCUCGCUAUUGCUACUGCGACACUCCGUCCGGUGCCUGUUGAGGAAGCGCCUCCGAUGUAUACUCCACGAGAGACGCUCGAGAAGCAACCGGAGGAGCCUGUGGCUAGUACGUCGCGCACUGAGGAGUCCUCUGCUUUUGAUGCGGACGUACCUGCGCGUCUUACAGGCCCGAGCAGGCGCGUUGGUUAUGCUACAGCUACAGCUCCUGUGCCAGCUCAAGAAGUGGAGUCGUAUGGUUAUAGGCCUGUGAAUGAUGUUCAGAAAGCACAGCAUGGGCGCGACCGAAUGCUCGUCCUGUUCUGGCUUCCUAUUUUGCUGAUCUCUCUUCUUUGGGCUUUGCACCACAGUGUUCGUUUCGUUCUCCACGCUCUCAAGGCCACGCUUUCUCUCAAAACCGGUCUCCGUGCAUGAAUAUUCUAGACAUGUCAUAUGCGCACUUUCUUUACAAAAAAUCAUGUAUCUGACUGAGAUUGUCGAGGACCACGUUUGUACAGUAUUCGAACCAGUAUCAGUACUUAGACUUGACGUAGGAUUUCUGUUAAAUGACGCAUUUAUGCAUAUCCAGUAUUGUAAUGUGUAUCGGAGACAGCCCAAAUAUCAGUUUCUAUUUGCCUCUGUGCUCCUUGAAAGAUGCCUGGAUGCCCUUGCCGGCUUUAAUAUCGGCCAUACACUUAGCAUCAAUAUCUUGUCCCUUCUGAGCAAGCUCCACGACUUUGUCU